Molecule: messenger RNA, 1583 nt
Organism: Frieseomelitta varia
Lineage: Eukaryota; Metazoa; Arthropoda; Insecta; Hymenoptera; Apidae
Product: early growth response protein 1-like
Exons: 2
Coding region: 1-1002 (333 amino acids)
Biological process (GO): regulation of transcription by RNA polymerase II
Molecular function (GO): RNA polymerase II cis-regulatory region sequence-specific DNA binding; DNA-binding transcription factor activity, RNA polymerase II-specific
Source: RefSeq, a predicted model, not a curated record
AUGUACAACAAAGGCGACGUGAGGCUGUUUCGUCCGUGGAGCGUGUCUGAGCCUGUGAGCGAACCAGAGGAUUUUGACGCGGAACAUGAUGUAGCAAAAAGAUUUGAAAGAUCUUUCGUCAAUCAGGGAAACACGAAUUUUCGUAACUCGAACUCUGAUUCCAAUGACGAAAUUAUCAGUAUCAAUAACACUGACAGAUCAGCCUCUUCUGUGACUACACACAAUGGUCAUCGGCAACACAAGCGAGCUAGUAGACAGUCUUCCGUUGAAGCUGGAAUAGAAAGAUCGAGAGCCACCAAGGACCAAGAGCCUACCUCAGCGAGGAACAGGGAUUCGGAGUUGUUUCCUCGUUUAGGAGGCUCGUAUCGCUCAAUACCUCCGUCCACUUUGAGUAUUCCUCUUAUCACCGGUUUCGUCGUUGACAACGAUGGCUCCGUUGUCCACUCGACGUAUCAACAGGACUGUCUUUUGGGACUGAACGUUCCGCAAUGUGUCUUUCACUCGUCGAUGAUGGAUCGCGUGUUGAAUCGUGUGGCUAGCACGCCCGGUCAGAGUUCAGUAACGUCGAUGCCGCACAGUUUGUACACACCGAUGGUAAUGGAGCAAGCGGUGGAAAUGCUGCACCGACAAGACGCGGUCGCGAAGCAAUUGAAAAAACAACGGCCGAAGAAGUUCCGGUGCGAGCACUGCGACGUCGCGUUCAGCAAUAACGGGCAGCUGAAGGGACACGUCAGAAUACACACCGGAGAAAGACCGUUCAAGUGUGACUUUGAAGGUUGCGGCAAGACGUUCACGAGGAACGAGGAAUUAACCAGGCACAAAAGGAUUCAUACAGGGAUACGCCCGCACGCGUGUUUCGUUUGUGGGAAACGAUUCGGUAGGAAGGAUCAUUUGAAGAAACACAUGAGGACGCACGAAAACCGAGAUCCUUACAGACUGUCGGCGACCACGCUGGGAAUAUUCGGUCAACAUCCAUUUUCACCUUACAACUUUCAAAUGUGACACAUAUGUACAUGAAAUUUCUAACGACGAAAUCGCGAUCGAUUUUCUAUUUUAUUUUGAAUACAUAGCGACUGAGAUUAUUAUUAUUUUUUUUCUCUUUUUUAAUGAAUAUUGAUCUGAAACUAAAGAUUCGUACGCUAUACAGAGACUAUGUAUAUAAUGAUUAUUAUAUAUUUAUUGCUCUGAUUAUCAAAAUGUCAGAACUCGAUGAUCAUGGCAGUAAAUAUGUAUUGACGUAAAGUAACGUUUGUUAUACUAGUUGUUACAUUAGAUGACAUAUUAGAUAAUAUAUUAGAUAUAGUUAGAUGUUAUAUUAACGUGAAGUAACGAUUGUUGCCUUGAUAGAGUGAUCCUUCGUUGUUUUUGAAGGGUCGUAAGUGUUAGCAAAGGUUUUCCAGAAAAUUUUUCUACCGUAUUUUUGAUACUAUGGCUUUUUAUAUGAGAAUAUAACAAAUAAUAACAAUGACGUAUUGAAUCUAGUCGAAUUUAAAUGCAAUACAAAAUUUUCCACAAAAGAAACUCGAAUUAUUUGUACUAUAUAUUUAAAUGAAUAAAUUGUUAUUCCUACUGUUGACAAUUCU